UAGCAGGAAGCUGCAGCAGUGGUAGAACUUGUAGAGAAGCCUUUUCUCCCUCUCCUGUUUUUGCUUUUCUUACAGCCUAUUAUACACACGUGGUCUGUAGACUUCUUGCUAAGGAAGGUGUUGGAAGGAAUAAAGGAGAGGGGGCUUUCAAUUUGUCCUGUUACUGUAAGUGCUGCUGAAGAUUGGCUGCCUCUGUACUCUGCUGAUAAUUCUGGUGCCUGAGAAUACCAUCUGUUCGUCUGUGUGUGUGUGUGUGUGUGUGUGUGUGUGUGUUUGAUUGUCCGAUCCUGGGGUCCCAAGGCUUUGCACUGGCUGAACCGCACCCAUGGAGGUGGCCCUGGUAGACUUUGAGAGCAUGGAUGGCCUUGACGGCAGCCUUGAGGAUGAGGUGGACACCUACGCUGAUGAGACCACAGCUCUCACAGUGGACUUGCCCCCCGAGCACAACAGCCAAGGCAGCAACUACCUUCUGCGAGCCCCUCAGCUCUCCUCUACGCCCCCCUGCCACAGUCCUGUGCCCUCCUGCAUGUGGGAAUCCACCUCAUCUUCGCCCAUUCCACAGACACAGACACUAGGAGUACCCCAGUCCCCAACCAUGCCAUCUCCAAACAGACAGGGGCGCAGUAGCUGUGCCAGUAUGAUCUCCAACUGGAAAUUGCUGCUAAACAGUGAGGGCACUAAGGAGAGCGAGACGAUCUUCAGCCAGCUUGCUAAGGAAUGCUGUGAGGAUCUAUUUGUAGAUAAACGAGGGCUGGAUGACGGCGACCAGAAAGUCAUCAUCAACAUUGCCGGUCUUCGUUUUGAGACACAGCUCAAAACUUUGGACCAGUUUCCUGAGACGCUGCUAGGAGAUCCGUUGAAGAGGAUGGACUACUUUGAUCCAAUGAGGAACGAGUACUUCUUUGAUCGGAACCGACCCAGCUUUGACGGAAUCUUGUAUUACUACCAGUCAGGGGGUAAGAUCAGACGUCCAGCUAAUGUUCCCCUGGACGUGUUUGCAGAUGAAAUUCUGUUCUAUCAGCUUGGAAGUGAGGCCAUGGAGCAGUUCAGAGAAGAUGAAGGAUUCAUAAAGGAUGUUGAGAUCCCUCUUCCUAAUAAUGAUAUGUAUAGGCAAUUCUGGCUGCUCUUUGAGUACCCAGAGAGCUCAAAUGCAGCCCGAGGUGUAGCAUUGGUGUCUGUUUUUGUUAUUGUCAUAUCCAUCAUUAUUUUCUGCAUGGAAACACUUCCAGAAUUUAGAGAUGAAGCCGACCCAAUUGUGCCCACAGCACUACAGCCUUUCAACCAAUCUACAAUUUACACCUCUGUGGCUCCAUCUGGUGUAAAGCCCACAACUUUCUCUGAUCCCUUCUUCAUCAUUGAAACUGCCUGCAUUGCUUGGUUCUUCUUUGAGCUGUGUGUGAGAUUUAUGGUCUGUCCCAGCAAAAAGGAAUUUUUCCACAACCUCAUGAACAUCAUUGACAUUAUUUCCAUCAUCCCUUAUUUUGUUACUGUGGUUACAGAAUUGGUCACAACGCCACAAGAGAGCUCAGGACAGAACAUGUCUUUGGCCAUUCUGCGUAUUAUCCGUCUGGUCAGGGUGUUUCGUAUAUUCAAACUCUCACGUCACUCCAAGGGGCUGCAGAUCCUGGGACAGACUCUGAAGGCCAGCAUGCGUGAGCUUGGCUUGCUCAUCUUCUUCCUCUUCAUCGGCGUGAUCCUCUUUUCCAGCGCUAUCUACUUUGCUGAGGUAGAUGAGCCUAACACACAGUUUGUCAGCAUACCUGAUGGCUUUUGGUGGGCUGUGGUUACUAUGACCACUGUAGGCUACGGAGACAUGUGUCCCAUUACCAUGGGGGGUAAAAUGGUGGGCACCCUGUGUGCCAUCGCAGGUGUUCUGACCAUUGCUUUGCCUGUUCCCGUCAUUGUUUCCAACUUCAACUACUUCUACCACAGAGAGACGGAGGCAGAGGACAAGUUGCCCUUGGCAGAUGCUGUUGAGCAAGCCAUGAAGGCUGAGACAGGGACCACACAGGGUAGCAACACCUCACUCAAUAAAGCCAAUGGCAUCUGGCAGACUGACAAAGGGAAAUAACUGUAGAAGGACACAAUUUAGAGGAAGAGACAUUGCCACAAAGCAGGAAAGAAACAAUAAAGAAGAAGAGAGUAUGGAGGAAACUGUAAUGAUUUCCCUCAAAUUAUAUUGUAAUGGGAUUAUUGUGAUAAAAUUUGUGUACCUAGUGAAAAAUGUUUUAUAAGGAUAUACAGGAUGUACUGUACUUACCUCGUUAGUGUCUAAUAUAACAAUGACAGAAUUCCCUAUGUUCUUGUUCAGGAUUGAGUGUCAACAUAUUUGUGCUGGGACUCUUCUUUUAGUUGCACAGAAUCAGAAAAAACGAUAAUUAAUUGUCAUAAUUUAGUAGCAUGUAUUUUUUUUUUUUAUAAUUGUGGUCUUAUUUUCAUUGUAAUGGCCAUUAAUCCAAUCGCUUAUAACAUUUUGCAAACCAACUUCACAGCUGAAAUAUCUGGCCACAAAUACUCUUAACUCAACUUUGAAACAGUGUCCUCUUGGGCCAUGAAGGUUAUUUGCCUUUCAAAUAUAAUGAAAGUUAAAAAGUAAAAUGCCUUUUUUAAUUUACAGAAACAUUGCAAGAGGAAUACGUUGUGUGUCACCCUGCUACUUCAGUAUGAAGAUAACAAAAUAAUGUGCAAAAUAAUAAGUGGAAUGAAUGAUGGCAUAUCUUACACAGAUAAGACCAUGGUUGUAAAAAAGAACAUAAACAAAAACAAAAAAACCCGCAAAGAAUCCAAACACAAUCUUCCUGUAAGUGUCGUGGAUGAGUAACUUGUGUAUAGUUUCUAGAUUAUAGCCCUGCUGUAUUUAUUUAUUUAAAAAUGUAUCAUGAUUCUAUUGUAUUUAUUCACUCUCUUUAAUGAGUAGCGUAAGAAUCUUCCACUAUUGUUAGCAGUCUAACUGGAUUCACACUAUGUAUUAUAAUGGAGUGCCUUAAAUUAUUAAUGUUGGGAUACUGUUGAAUUCGCCAUACAUAAUCUGACUGUAAUACCUAUGUUCAUCAUGCAUAUAUGCUCAGAAUUUUUUUUAUUUAUUUCAUCUCAGUUGAAAAUGUAGAAGUUGUAACCUCUCUCUAUUUUAGCAUUUGUUUGUGAGAGUUAUUUUCCAACAAAGAAAUACAUUCUGACCUGAACUACAAUUUAGCAUAUCCAAAGAAUAGUGGAUACCACCUGUAUAGGAGGUAGAUACUACCCUCCAAAAUGUGGAUUUCAUGUUAUAAACAUCAUCGUGUUUGUCAAUUAGUGGAUAUCUUAUUGAGGAAAUAAGGCUGUCAUGGACACCGUUGUUAAAAAACUAUGAUAAAACUCUGAGAAAGUGGAAGAGAGAAGGAAGAAGCCAAAGAUAAUUGCCGAAUUAAGGGAACUGUUACAAGGCCAGGGGACAGAGGCCAAAAUGUCCAUCCGUCUUAUUUUGGAGAAAUAAUUGUAAAUUAUGCUGUAUCAGUGUAAUGUACCCGGGGGUAUGUUUUAUUUCUUUCAUAACAUGUUUUCCUACUAUAAAAGAAAUUGAUUAAGUGACAUGUUUAUUGGGAUCCAGGAAUAUGAUAUUAUCUCAAUAUAGCUUUAGAAUUGUGUAAUGUCUGAAUUUAUGAUUGAACAUGAUCAAACUAAGAGUAUGUGUAUGCGUUUCCUGUGUGUUUGUCAAUCAGCUUCAUGGUGAUAAUGAUUAUACAGUAUGAUAUCAGUUUUUAUGAUAUAGUCAGUCCCUUGUCUGUAAAGUCACUGUUGUAUAAUGAGUUCAGGGUACAACUGGCCUGAAGUGAUUAUCUUUGCCGUCUGAGAGUUUGUUAGACCAUUACACUGUAUUUGUAUGUAUGUUAACAUUUCAGUAUACAAUUUACUGUAAUGUAUGCAAUAUAUUCUUGGAUUUUAAAUCAUGUCAUCUCACUUUUUAUGUGCUCUGAUUUGUGGACCGAAGAAAAGCGAGAUAAUGAGUUAGUGUUUGUAUUUUCUUCUUAUCUCCAUCAGUGUUCCCCUUCAGGGAAGAUUUCGUCAUUACUUUCAGUAAUGUGUCUCUGCUUUCACUGUAAUGUUAGUGCCACAUACACACACACACACACACACACACACACACACACAGAUACAGGUCACAUCAACAAGGCAUGUGUGGCAGUGCAACAACCGAGACAAAAGGGACGCCAGUCUCUGGUUGACAUGGAGUAGUCUGCUAGCUUUUAAUGCUAGUUAGCUUCACUUGAUAUCCUUCUCUCUGAACUCACCUCAACACCUGGUCUCAGGCCGAGAAAGGCUCCUUAUAAACGCAUGAAUUCAGUAAAUACU
Micropterus salmoides (largemouth bass) is the source of this 4329-nucleotide messenger RNA. It is a transcript of the gene kcna10a, whose product is annotated as potassium voltage-gated channel subfamily A member 10. Gene Ontology annotation, molecular function: protein binding; delayed rectifier potassium channel activity. The coding region runs from base 326 to 2071 and encodes 581 amino acids. Gene Ontology annotation, biological process: protein homooligomerization; potassium ion transmembrane transport. The transcript has 2 exons. Lineage: Eukaryota; Metazoa; Chordata; Actinopteri; Centrarchiformes; Centrarchidae. The record is from RefSeq and is a predicted model, not a curated record. Gene Ontology annotation, cellular component: voltage-gated potassium channel complex; membrane.